AUGUCUUACUACCCGAAAGGUCACCACUACGAAUCCGGCGACGAUGUCGAUGACUUUGAUGACUACGAUUCAACUCCGUACGGAGGAGGCUACGACAUCCACCUCACCUAUGGCCGUCCUGUCCCUCCAUCUGAGGAAACUUGCUACGCUCCCACCUCAACUUCCUCCGGCGGCUUCGACUAUGAAAGAUCCAACUAUUCAUCCUACGCCGAGCCAAGUGCCUACGGCGAAGAAGCCCUUGACAAUGAAUACAAGAACUAUGCUCGUCGCAAGCCCCGCCCUGGCCAUACCCCUGCUGCUGUGACCCCUCAAUACGGUGGUGAAUCUGGUUAUGGUAGGCCUGAGGAGCCUACUUCCGAGUAUGGAUCUGGCUAUGGACGGAAACCUGAAGAGCCUUCUUCUGAAUACGGAUCUGGGUAUGGCCGGCGUCCCGAAGAGCCCUCUGAGUACGGAUCUGGUUAUGGGCGGAGGCAGGAGGAGCCUACUUCUGAAUACGGAUCUGGUUAUGGUCGGAGGCAAGAGGAACCUACUUCUGAAUAUGAAUCUGGUUACGGUCGGAGACAGGAGGAACCUACUCCAGAAUAUGGAUCUGGUUAUGGUCGGAGACAAGAGGAACCUACUCCUGAAUAUGAAUCUGGUUACGGUCGUAGACAGGAGGAACCUACUCCAGAAUAUGGAUCUGGUUAUGGUCGGAGACAAGAGGAACCUACUUCUGAAUAUGGAUCUGGUUAUGGUCGGAGGCAGGAGGAGCCCUCAUCUGAGUACGGAUCUGGUUAUGGCCGGAAGCAGGAGGAGCCGACUUCUGAGUACGGAUCUGGGUAUGGACGGAGGCAGGAGGAGCCAACUUCGGAGUACGGAUCUGGGUAUGGCCGGAGGCAGGAGGAGCCAACUCCGGAGUAUGAAUCUGGAUAUGGGCGUAGGCAGGAGGAGCCUGUUUCUGAGUAUGGAUCCGGGUAUGGCAGGAACACUGAGGAAGAAUACCCUAAACCUAGUUAUGGUCGGAGAAGCGAUGAUGAAGAUGAUGAUGAGGAGAAGAAGUAUAGGCACCACCGCAAGCAUUAUGAAGAUUGA
This is a messenger RNA of Lactuca saligna, 1071 nucleotides long. The record is from the annotation of a GenBank genome assembly. Lineage: Eukaryota; Viridiplantae; Streptophyta; Magnoliopsida; Asterales; Asteraceae.